Poecilia reticulata (guppy) is the source of this 4599-nucleotide messenger RNA. Its product is annotated as zinc fingers and homeoboxes protein 2-like. Gene Ontology annotation, molecular function: DNA-binding transcription factor activity, RNA polymerase II-specific; DNA binding. Lineage: Eukaryota; Metazoa; Chordata; Actinopteri; Cyprinodontiformes; Poeciliidae. Gene Ontology annotation, biological process: regulation of transcription by RNA polymerase II. Gene Ontology annotation, cellular component: nucleus. The record is from RefSeq and is a predicted model, not a curated record.
AUGAAACAGCAGAGUGGAGCAGACCAGGUCUGCUGGAGCGGAGGACAGAGGUGCGUGGCUCCCACAUGCCUGCGUGUUUCCACCGCAACCCGACCAGCCUUUGCCUCGGUCCGCGGGUUACAGCUCCACAAUCAAACUUUUCUGUACAUUUCCACGUCACCUGGACGCCAAACAUAAAUUUGGCAUCCUAUGCAAAUAUAUGCUGACGUAAAAGAUCAUGUGGUUUUUGUCGUCGAUCCCCCCUAUGAGCAACGAGGAGGCUUUUUUUUUCUCCUCUCUACUGUUGUCUUUAGGUUAGCUAUGCUACAAUCUUUACUGUACCCAGCGCUAGCUAUAUGCGCUCCGCACCGCACCACUCUGGAUAUCUGGGAAUAAUCAACUUCCAGCCUGUCGCACCCCGCAACUACACACCGCUCACAGCUCCCACCCUGUCGAGAGGCGCAGUAUGCAGGGCAGAGUAGUGCAGACACCAGAGAAGAAUACCCCAAGUGCUGCUGGUUUAACUGACAUUUAGAAAGACGAGGACCGACGAAAAGAGAGGAAGAGAAGGAGAGACCGUGUUUGGAGGAGGAGGUGGAAGAUUAAAUCGGAGACCCGCCCACUCUGGUGAAGCCCCUCCCCUUAGAGGAAGUGCACUUGACCCCUGCUGCUGUCUGUGAUGCCCUCCCAUGACGCCCAGGCUGGGAGCUGACACUGACGGUGAGCGGGAGACGCCACUGCACAGCCGGUCCUGGGCCCGUUCCAUCAGCUGGUUUUCACCCUCGCUCUUGCACGCUGGAGACUACUCCUUCACCCACCAACUGGUAUCCACAAUCAUCAGCUACUAUCCACUUCAGUAAAGUUCGCUUAAAAAGACCCAACAAUCCGCUAAGCUUGGUCACCAGCACUAUCAGCCAAAAUCCACAGUCUCUUAAAAAACAAUCAGCAGCACCAGCACAGCUAUUACCACCAACACCAGCAGCAACAGCCAUCAUGUCCAGCCGUAGAAAGUCCUCCACACCUUGCAUGGUCCGAGUUAUAAGCGACCUGCCCGAUGAGCUAGAAGAUCCAGAAGACGUGAUGGAUAUGGAAAAGCUGUCUGCCAACGCCAUGACGGCAAACGGACACUCAGAACUAUCAGAAACCAAUGCAAAGCAGGAUCCACAGCAGGAGAAUGCAGAGAACACUGACAAGGGGACAUUUUUAAAGCAAGUGGAAACACAAAACCUUGAGCCAUUAGUACAAGAGCUGGAGUCCGAUAAAGGAGAUCAAACUCACGUCAUGGAAAAUGUAGACAUAAGUGAACUGAAAGACAAAGAAACUGAAUCUGAACAGGUGUCAGAGAAAAAGCAGCCUAGAGGGUACAAAUGCAAAUAUUGUCCGUUUUUGACGCAGAACCUGAGUGACUUUAAGGAACAUGUAGACUCUAGUCACCCUAACGUCAUUCUGAAUCCACUGUAUCUCUGUGCUGUGUGCAACUUCAACACCAAGAAGUUUGACUCACUCACGGAGCAUAAUGAAAGCCAGCACCCAGGUGAGACAAACUUCAAGUUUAAAAGGAUACAAAGGAACAAUCAGACUAUCUUAGAACAGACAAUCGAAGGCAAAGACAAUUCAGCUGAAUGCAAAAUGACAGACGAACAAGGUGAAGGCAACAGUAGUUCCAUGUUUCCUCCUUGUAUAUCUACAACAGUAAAAACACCCUGUAACAUGCAAUCCCUGUUUGGAGGAGCAGACCUUCAAAGCCAACUGGAUGGUUUGAUCCAGAAGGAUCAGAUCACAGCAUUAAACAUCAAUGGAACAGUUAUCAUACCUGAACCCACCAUGCUUCAAGGGCUCUCUCAUGUCACCCCAAUGCUUAAGCGCCCACCCAACUUUAACUCUGUACCAAAAAUAGCUGUUCCUUUGAACACCACCAAAUACAACCCUUCCUUAGACGACAAUUUGACAUUGAUCUCAUCCUUUAACAAGUUUCCUUACCCAACUCAUGCCGAGCUGUCAUGGCUCACGGCUGCCUCCAAGCAUCCGGAGGAGCAGAUCAAAGUCUGGUUCACCACCCAGCGGCUGAAGCAAGGGAUCACCUGGUCCCCAGAAGAGGUGGAGGAAGCCAGAAAGAAAAUGUUCAAUGGUUCUAUUCCUCCUGCCCAUCACACAUUUACCAGUCCUAUAUCUCAUCCCCCUGCCAAAUUGUCCAAGCAGCCUAUUGUUCACACAACUGUCGAGCACCCAGGUCAGGUGCGGACAACUGUGUCCAGUGAAUUAAGUAUUGUCUCAUCCACAAAUUCUUCUGCAGGGGUGACAAUUGGUUCCAGCCACAAUCUUAAACGAUCCCUGACCACACAUCUAGCGUCACAGAUUGGUCCCGAGGCAAAGCGACCUAUCAUGGCGGUGGCCCCUCAUUCUGGUGACCCUAAAGACAAGCUUCUUAUGGCUCCUCCGCCACCACCUCCACCCCAGAAAGACCGACUACCAAUGGCUCCACCGCCAGUUCCUAUGGAAAUGAAAAGACCUGGAGCAGCUCCGCUAGUCAAUGCAGAAAUGAAGAGGCCAUCUUUUCCUGUGCCUUCAAUGCUGCCACCAUCUUCAUCGUCAUCACUAUUGUCGUCCUCCAAAGGGAAGUUUCUCUCUGCAACUGGAAAUUCCAAGACAAAGCCACUGGUCUCUUUGCCCUCCAUGGUGUUUCCAGAGUCCUUAACAAGGCCUAUGAUAGCUCCUCCGCCUAUAUAUGCCCCACCAUUUAAAAACUGUUUGCUAAUCCCCCGAACUACAACCAUUAGUCCCAAAGAAAAGCAUGCUAAUACUCACCCUUUGCCUGAUUUGAACCUGCCAAACUCUCCUCCAUCGAUAAACUCUCACAUAAGGCGGCCAACCAUCAUCCAGUCUGUCCGCACUCCAGCUAAAAUCCCUUCGCAAAUUCAGGGGUUCCCUCUGGAGGGCAAGAAACUAAAGGAGCAUCAGAGUUUAGAGAUUAAUUCUGGCUACCCCAGAGGAGAUAAGAUUGUCAGUCCUCUGACAGAGGCUAAUGGGACAUCCCGUUUGGAUGGUAAAAUGUUCACAGAUCAGACGUUCCCUACUCACAGUAACGGAAUCAUACAUUUGGAUAGUGGUGAUGCUUCAACACCACAAAAGCAAGAUUUUAAUCCAAAGUCCUCAGUGAUGACUCAGUUCCCUUUGCUGGAAAGGAUGAAAGGAAAAACAGCAAAACAACUGAAGGUCUUGGAGGAGAAUUUCUUGCGGAACAGCUUUCCCACGCAUAGCGAUGUGGACAAUCUUGCAGCCACGACCCGCCUGUCUCAUCAGGAAAUUGACAGCUGGUUUGUGGAGCGCCGUGCACUACGAGACAACCUGGAACAAGCCCUUCUGAACUCCAUGGGCACCAAGAAAUUGAGUGGUACUCCUGGCAUAGGGGAGAAACAGUUACAUCCACAUCAGCAUCAAACUCUACAGCUGAACGGGGUCCACAAAGCAAACACUAAUGUGGUCAAUCUUAAGAGCCCUCCUUUACUUUCACAUGCCCUCUCCAUUGCUUCUUCCAUCCCUAACUUAAAUACCUGUUCAGUGCCUCCAGACAGCCGAUCACUGGCACUCCUCAAGGACGAUUUUGCUCAAACACGGUGGCCUUCCCCUGAGGAGUUACACCAGCUGGAAGGUCGGAAAGGACUUGCUCGCUCCGAGCUCGCUCGUUGGUUCACUGACACUCGGCUGCAGAGCAUGGAACUGACAGAACUCUUUCACAACAAUGGAAUAAAUGGAGGGCAGGGGCAGCCUGUGUGUUCCCCUGAGAAAACUUCAUCCAGCAUCAUCCAGCGUUGUCAGGAAGGAGCCGUAGCAAACAACAACAAAGUGCUGGAGCUGGAGCUUGGAUGGCUGUUGGACCAGCGUUCCAACAGUCUCAACAAUCAGCAGCACACUGAGCUCCAAGACCAGUUUGCUGGCAGACUGAGGCAGCAGAGUAUGGCCGAAAUGAAGAACGGGGCCCAAAAUGGGGGACUCAUGGGAGGAGCGCGGGAGGUGUUCGGGAGCUGGCUGGACGACGGACCUUUGAGGAGGGGACGGGAGCUGCUCCUGGACCGAGAGAGGAAGAUGGCGGAGGAGACAUCCGGGCGGCUUACAGGAUGAAGAUUUGCCGCCGUCACUGCUGCUGGAAACAUACAGGAAGAAAGAAUCCGAAGAAUGGAGAGACGAAAAGUUCUUUUUUUUUAUUUUCGUUUAAUUAACAGAUAUUGUACUGUAUUAUUAUUUUUUAAAACCAAUUCUUAUCUCUUGAUUGUCGCAUCUGAGGUCACGCACAACAUCUCCCUCGAUCCGGUUUGAGGCAGUGUCGUCCAUGUUUUCCUGCUGAAGUAACCCCAGGAUGGGAGCGAUUUUUGAGUUUAAAUAACAGUGGGCUUUUGAGGCGGCUGGUUUUAUUAGGGGACAUGAGCGAGCGUGCACCCAUACCAAAAUCUGAAGAGCUCAAAUAGAAAUUCAGGGUCACAAUCUGUGAAAGUAAUUGAAAAAUCCCUCCUUUUUAAUAGAGUUCAUAUUUAUGCUUCCAGCUUUCACAGUGAAGUGGGUUUAAUAAAAGUAAUAUAUACAAACUAGAUCGAAAGGCAUUUAAGCUAAUUUACAAAAAACGAG